Drosophila subpulchrella is the source of this 6763-nucleotide messenger RNA. Its product is annotated as longitudinals lacking protein, isoforms F/I/K/T. Gene Ontology annotation, biological process: regulation of transcription by RNA polymerase II. Gene Ontology annotation, cellular component: nucleus. Lineage: Eukaryota; Metazoa; Arthropoda; Insecta; Diptera; Drosophilidae. Bases 621 to 2918 code for a protein of 765 amino acids. Gene Ontology annotation, molecular function: protein binding. The transcript has 6 exons. The record is from RefSeq and is a predicted model, not a curated record.
CGUCAGUCGUCAGUUUUUCUUCAGUGGCUUCGCGCGUCCGCAAUUUUCAGUGUGUGGUGCGUUGUUGCUGCUGCCUACUCUUUUUCUUUCUGCUCUCCACGGGCAGCGGGAAAGGAAAAUAUACAUACACAUGCAUACAGGGCCCCAUCACAAUCACAUACAGUAAAAAUAAAUUCAACUUUAUUGCUUUUCCCCCCGUCGCGUUAUCGUGCGUGUGUGUGUGUGUGUCUCUGUAUUAUAUACAUAUAUAUAUUUUAUUAUAUAUGUAUGGCUUGGAAAAGCAACACCAAAAUUUGAUAUGUGCAAAGUUUAUUGACGACUACGUGCUGCCUGUGAUUCUAUUUCGCAUAACUGCUGACACACAAAACAAAAGAACAUAAAGAAGAACCGAAGGCGAAAGCAGUUUUAUUUUGUUUAGCCACCCCACCCACACUUUUGUUGUACCCCUAAGUUUGGCCCAUUGUUAAUCAGCAAACGAGUGGCGAAAAAAACGCAAAUCAGGGAGAGAGCUCAACGUUCGGCCCCAAGGAAGUGGGCCCAAAUCCCCCAGGGAUCCCAUUCCGAAGGAAACCCAUCCAACACCAUCCCCCCAAAUAUCAUCCAGGACCCAAGAAACCAAAAUGGAUGACGAUCAGCAGUUUUGUUUGCGGUGGAACAACCACCAGAGCACACUGAUCAGCGUGUUCGACACGUUGCUGGAGAACGAGACUCUAGUCGAUUGCACGCUAGCCGCCGAGGGCAAAUUUCUCAAGGCCCACAAGGUGGUGCUGUCAGCAUGCAGUCCCUACUUUGCUACCUUACUACAAGAACAGUACGACAAGCAUCCCAUUUUCAUACUCAAGGAUGUCAAGUACCAAGAGCUGCGCGCCAUGAUGGACUACAUGUAUCGCGGCGAGGUCAACAUUUCGCAGGAUCAGCUGGCCGCCCUGCUCAAGGCCGCCGAGUCGCUGCAAAUCAAGGGUCUGUCGGACAAUCGCACUGGCGGCGGAGCAGCCCCCAAGCCAGAGUCCUCCGGACAGCAGCAGCAUCAUCGCGGCGGCAAGCUGAGCGGUGCCUACACACUGGAGCAGACGAAGCGGGCCCGCCUGGCCACCGGCGGUGCGAUGGACACGUCCGGCGAUGUGUCCGGUUCGCGUGAGGGCUCCUCGAGUCCGUCGCGUCGGCGUCGAAAAGUCAGACGUCGCAGCAUGGAGAAUGAUGCCCACGACAACUCCAACUCGUCCGUGUUACAAGCCGCCGCCUCGAAUCAGUCAAUCCUCCAGCAAACAGGCGCCGGUCUGGCCGUCUCCGCUUUGGUCAGCACCCAGUUGGCCAGCGGACCGGCAGCCGGAACCAGCAGCAGCCAAGCGUCGUCGACCCAGCAACAACAGCAGCCAUUGACCAGCACCAACGUUACCAAAAAGACUGAAAGCGCUAAACUAACAUCCUCGACAGCCGCCCCAGCGAGCGGAGCAUCUGCGUCAGCGGCCGCCGUACAACAGGCUCAUCUGCAGCAGCAGCACCAGCAGGCGCAGACCACAAGCGAUGCCAUCAACACCGAGAAUGUACAAGCCCAGAGCCAAGGUGGCGCCCAAGGCGUCCAGGGCGAUGACGAGGACAUGGACGAGGGUAGUGCCAUUGGCGGAGCAAGCGCCGCCAGUGGACCCAAUCCCGCCUCCGCCUCUGCAUCUGCCGUCCAUGCCGGCGUUGUGGUCAAGCAGCUGGCCAGCGUUGUGGACAAAUCGUCGUCGAAUCACAAGCAGAAGAUCAAAGACAACAGCGUGUCAUCGGUGGGCUCCGAGAUGGUUAUUGAACCCAAGGCCGAAUACGAUGACGAUGCGCACGAUGAGAACGUUGAGGAUUUGACACUGGACGAGGAGGACAUGACAAUGGAGGAGCUGGACCAGACGGCCGGCACCAGCCAGGGUGGCGAAGGAUCUAGUCAAACAUAUGCAACAUGGCAGCACGACAGAUCUCAGGAUGAACUUGGUAUAUUGGGACAGGAUGCACAGCAACGGGAUCCUCAAGAUUAUGGCCGAUUGUCGCCCAAACGUAGCGGCUACAGCUACAUCAAGACGAGUCCCUACACCAGUCCCAUUGGCACGCCGAUCAUCAAGUUUGAGCCGGGCAGCGGUCUGGAGGAUCACAAUGAGCAUGAAAGUGGCCGUGCCACGCCAACCACCACCAUCACCCACUGCCCGAGUAACCUGCUGAUGCCCAAGUCCCAGCCGCGUCAUGGUAAUGGCGACAACGACGACGACAGCAACGACGAGGACAGCAUGGAGCCCUGCGAUCUGCGCAUUGGCCUGGCCAAAGCCCUGUUGGCUGCUGCCCAAGGCGGUGCCACCGCCGCCACCCUGCCCCUGGGCCACCAUCAUCAUCAUCAUCAGGGCCAUCAUCCGCACGGGCGAGCCCUGUCGCAAAUGUAUCCGGCUGUGCCGGUGAAGGUGCCACGCCCCGAUACGCCGACCCGUCGCUACAGCAGUAGCAGUGGUCCUGGCCAGGAUCCAGCGAGCAGUGUGGCUGUGCAAUUUGUGGCCGCUGCAGCAGCUGUAGGAUUGGCGGCCAAUAAUACAAGUGCCUCAGCUGCCGGGGGAGCAGGAGGAGGAGCUUCAACAUCGGCGGCGGCAGCUGCAGCAGCAGCAGCGGCGGCGGCAGCAGCAGCUUCUGGAGGAUCAGCGAUAGGAAAUUGGAGCACUGUCUCUGGCAGCGGUGGCACUGGAGGAGGAGGAAGUGGCGGCGGAGGAGGAGGCAGUGGUGGUGGCGGAGCCUAUGCCUGCGAUCGAUGUGGAAACACCUACGCCCGGCCGCAUAGCCUUAACAGGCAUGUGCGUUUCGAGUGCGGGGUGGAGCCCAAGUUCGAGUGCCCCAUUUGUCACAAGAAGUCCAAGCACAAACACAAUCUCGUGCUGCACAUGCGCACCCACCAACAUCGAUGAUACAACAAAUGCUGCAACGGCAUCCGAUGACGCCAGGCUCUCAAACAACUAGUGGCUGUCGGGACGUAUACGGAUCCGGAUACGGUUCCGGGAUCGGUAUCGGUAACGGGGAUCUAGAAAAGAGCAGGUUCUAUCAUUGGUUUUUGGGUCCUUAGUGCCGGGUCAGUGCUUCAGUCAGAGUCCCAAGUCCUAAUCAUCACACACACACAGUUCAGUCCAGUCCAGAGCGCGGUUUUAUGUAAUUUUCCAAAUGAUCUUGAAACAUAUAGUCGUUUUUACAGAUAUAUAUCUAUCUACAUAAAUAUAUAUACAUAUAUAUAUAUAUAACUAACUCGUAACUAUGUAUAUACUGAAAGAAUAUUAACAAAUUCUAAUUCUUAGACCAUUUUUAAUUAAUUUUUUUUUCUGUUCACUUUUAACUUGGUAGUUUUUCGUCAGUAACAGAGCAGUGUUUUUUUUAAUUUGUAAUUACUUUCGGUUUUCAAUUGGCGUUUAAUUUGAGGGGCGCGCGAGAGUGCAGGCGCCGCCGCAUGUUGCAUGAUGUGUGUAAAUCCUUAGGAAAACUCAAUGAUCUCAUGAACUUUUUCUUGAUUGUGUUAAAAAUACGGAAAAUGGGGAAAAUUAUGCAUUUUAUUGUGUAGCAGAAGAAGAAAACGCAAACAACAACAAAAAUAUAUAACAUUCACAUUAAUUAUAGUGUAAUUUCUAGUGCAGGGCACUCUCGCGCGUCUUUCAUGAUUAUAAUGAUAUAACAAGUAUAGUAAACAUAGGGAGACACGGAAAACACAGUCAGAGACAGAGUCAAAACGUAGAGCUUAAGUUAGACCCCAAGAGAAGGCGUUUCCAAAUCUGAUUCGACUAGAUCAUGUGCAAUACGAAACGGGCACCAAAAAAAAAAAAACACUGAAUGAAAAGCAGUCGUCGUUCUUUACCUUUUCACAUUUUUUGUUUGUUUAUAUAUUCACAAACUCACAUCAACGAAAAAAAAUGUUUGAAGUUUGCUUAGGUACGCGUACGCACCCCAAAGGCCACAGGAAUGCAUGAUACAAUAUAUUACGCAUAUAUAUAUAUAACAAAUUAUAGCUAGUAGUUAAAACUCAACGAUCUCUAUCUACUCUUUUUCUAAAAAAAAAAAACAAACAAAGCAAACAAUUUAUUAAUUUAUCUUGUGCUCAUUCCAUAAACGUUUUUUAAAUUAUGAUUUAAUUAUGAACCACGAUAUGUGAUAGCGGGAAUUUUAAUUUGACCAAAAAGAAAAAGAAACAAAUCAAAAUUAACGUGGCUUUGGGUCUAGGCGCCUCUACACAAAGCAAACCGUUUUCAAAGGCAAACUAAAACAGUUAUUAAUUAUUUUUAAAUAACAUUAAUAUAAACAUAAACGAAAGCAGCAUGUACACGAGUGUGAAAAAGGAGGUAGAAAUUGGCAAUGUAAACGGGUUGGGGGAACUCGCAUCGAGUCACAGUCAGAAAUAUAAAUUGGUAUGUGAUAUAAUGAAUAUAGUCCUCAUUGUAAUUAAUAGUAAUAAUAAUUGUAUAUUUUUCCUUGUUAAAAAUAAUUUACUUUUGUCAAAAUUUGAAGAGAAACCUGAAAUAUUGCAGUGCGGUCUUGUUAUAACACACGAUAAUACGAGCGUUUGUUUCACACAUUCAUCCACAAAAAAAAAACACUAAUUAACGUUUUGAUAAUUGUUGAUAUACAAACAAAGAGCUUAAAUGUAUAACAAACUCGCUUAGGUACUUCAUAAACAAAAUAUUGAAAAAAAAAGAAAUAAAAACUAAAAAACACACAUAGAGGGCGCAUACCAUAAUUUGUUGUCAGUUUUAAAGUUUGUGCCACACAAAAAAUGUGAUAAAGAAGUAAAUUAAACAACAGACAACAAAUUGGCACAAAUCAACACAAAAAAAAAAUAUUUACGAAUAUUAAACGAAAUUGUUUACAUUGUUAAAACAAAAACGAAAAAAAAAAACAAAAUUCUUAUCGGUCAGUAUUCGAAUUAGGUGAGGAAAUUCUAAAUUUAGUCCGUUAUACAUUUUUAAAACAAAUUUGGUUAUCUGCUUUGAUUCAUACAUUAUAAUUAUGUAUACUUUUUUAGUCGCUUUCUUGCGCUAGUCAGUUUCUAGACAGUUUUGCUUAUCAUUUUGUUAGAUUUACGAAUAAUAAUGUGCACUACACGAACUUCACUAUUUGUAUCCGUUUUGUAUAAUCAAUAAUCUAAAAAGCGAUUUAUUUAAAUUUUUUCUAAGGUUGUGGUUCUUAUUUAUCUAUAAAGCAUAAUAAUUUUAAUUACAUUUAAUUUUUUUGUUACAACAAGAGCAAGGAGUAGAGUAUGGAUUCAUCUACUAUGCCUAUUUUAUAAUUUAUCAACAGCGCAUGUGAUGGACUCGAAAUGAACCAAAUAUAAAAGAUUGUAAGAAAAUUCAAGACAGACGAGACCAUGCAAACAAUUUUGGUCCCGAGUGGCAAAACUUUCGAGUCGUAUAGUUAAAAAGUAAAGAAAAGCAUGUGAUAAAUUUCAAUAUAAUUUGAUUAACAAACAAUUUACUAACACAAAAUCCCCAAAAACACACCCCGAAAAACAAAAAACGCAGACCGUUCGCAUAUGUACAAACACCAAAUGGCGAUUAAAUCAGGUUUAAAAACGAAUUAAGAUAGCCGUUUCUUUGAGUGUAUGUAUGCUGGCGAAUACCAUAAGAUGUGAAAUAUUUUUCGAGAAAUUGUACUAACCCAGAUAACUCUAUUUCUACUAAUAUGUAUCUUUAUUAAUUCUGUUAAAUAAACAAUAUCAAAGAUUUAUAAACACCCAAAACACACCCCAAAACACACAAAAAAUACACGUUUAAAAAAAGUUGUAAACAAGGAGCUGUGAAUGUAAAAUUAUAUGUAAAGCAAAAUAUAUCUAUAAAUAGAUACAAACAAACAAUACAAACAUAUAAAGGAAUCGAUGUGAUUAAUUGUGAUUGAAAUGAAACGAAGCAUAGAUAUCAGAUCGGAUCUGAUGAGAUGAGAUAUGAGAUGAGAUGAGAGAAGAGCAGAGCGGAGUGGGUGGGCAAUAGGUUGAGUUAUGGACAUGAGAAAGGCUUUCUUUUCAAACACAUACACACACACACAAUACACAAACAACACACAUACAUAAUAGAUAAAAGAAGUAUGUUCUAAGAAAAUCUGAUAUUUUGUUUAUUUCUACUAAGCUACAUUUUCUGUUUGAUUUUUGUUCUAAUAUUAUUUCAAAAAAAAAAAAAGAAAACUAAUAAUACAAAAUGGGGAAUUAAAUACAUAGCACACGCAUACACAAUAAAUCAAGUAAAUCGUAGCCUUAAGUUAACAAAAAAGAAGAAAGUGAGAAUUGAAUGUUGAUUGCUGUUAACGCACGCUUCACGAAUAGUAAAUGUUGACAAUGAAUGCAAAGCGCCGAAGAAAUUUAGGAAAAAGUGUCCAUAUAACGAAAUACAAACCGAUUCGAUUUGGAACAUUUGUUUAAUAGCUAAGGUUGCGCCAACAAAUAAAUUUACAACAAAUUUAUAUACAAUACGAGAAAAAAUCACAUUGCUUUUUGCACUGCAAUUUAGAUUAACAAAUUGAAAAUAGAAAACAAUAUAUUUAUGAAAAACGAUAUCUAACUAAACAAACGACAUUCAAAAUGCCAGUUAGACUAUGAAAAAGUGUGCUUAAACCAUAUUUCAAUGUAACGAAGAAAUGUUUGAACGAAUUCAGAGUAAAUUUAAUUAUGUAAUUGUGUAUAAAGCCGAGAAAACGCCUUAAACAAAAUUUGUAAAACUAUUUUAAAUGUUAAACGAGUAAAACGAUUUAAUUGUUAUAAGUAAACAGGCAAAAACAAAACAAGAAA